UUCGCUGCGGGUGUUAAAUAAUCUAGAAUAGCAUAAAUAACCGUCUUAUUGCGUUUAUUUUCGUAAACGGUAAGUAAAUAGCAAAACAAGCUUCUUAAAUGGAUGGAACGGCAGAAAGUUGAACUCCGUGUUAGGUGGAAGUAACUAGAAGGUAGAGCUUAGGUGGGCUAAUGUGGAGCUUUACCCGGAGGAGCUCCGAGUUUUCCCGCAACCGUCCAGAUGGCUGUCCGCUGGCUCUGCAGCCUGUUUGGGAAGCCCUUUGAUGGUGGGAAGAGGAUGGACCAUGGCGGUCCCAGCAGCAGCAGCAGCACCACCACCACCCGAUGGAGCAGCCGCAGCAGCUGUACAACCAGCAGCACCCGGCCAUGAUGCGGCUGUACGAGGUGCAGAAGGGGGUGGCGUCGCUGGGGCCGCAGGUGUGCACCUUCAGCGGGCUGCAGCACGACCGCGACUACAAGCGGCUGGAGCGCGAGCUGACGCGGCUGCUGCUGGAGGUGGACCAGGUGGACACGGAGGGCAAGCCGGAGCUGCAGGGGGCGCGCAAGAGGGCGGCGCAGGAGGUGGAGGGCCUGCUGCGCUACCUGGAGGAGAACGCCUCGCACCCGUCCCGCCGGGCCAUCGAGCAGCUGAGCGACGAGGCGGCGGUGGUGGACGAGCGCGUGGUGGCGCCGCAGCGCUCCGGCGGCGCCGCCGAGAUCAGCGACGAGCUGGUGGACGCCCUGCAGGAGCUGGUGCUCAAGCUCACCCAGGUGAAGACGGAGGGCCGCGUGCCGCUGCGCAAGGCGCGCUACCGGGCGCUGACGCGCCUGUGCGCCGUGCAGGACGUGCUGGAGGGCCGCACGCCGCAGCAGACGCUGUCCCUGCCGCUGUGCGACACGCACGAGGCCGUGCACCGCAUCAACCAGGUGAUGGUGAAGGUGAGCGUGGCGCGCAGCCAGCUGGUGGCGCUGCUGAUGGGCCUGAGCGGCCGGGACAGCUGCGCCCACCUGUCGCGCAUCCUGACGGAGAUGCAGGUGGAGCUGGACGCCCUGGACGUCUCGGGGAACACGGCCAUCAGGAACUACCGCAAGCAGGUGGUGGAGGAAAUCAACGGGCUGCUGAAGCACCUGGACCUGGAGGUGGAGGGCGACGACACGCGCAGGUACCACACACUCGCCACGCAUACACACCUUUCCACGGUUCGCCCUCAGAAAGGCCGUCUCUCCACCGUCUCUCCCACUGUCCUCAGUGGGAGGCGUCCUGCGGCACUGCGCCAUGGGCGACCUGGGCUCCGGGCCCAAGGCCGAGCUGCAGAGCUCCUCACGCAGGACCAGGUGGACACGGCCCGGAACCCGUGCACGGAGGCCCGGCGCCGCGCCGUGGUGGAGGUCCAGGCCAUCAUCACCUUCCUGGACCUCCGCGAGGCCCUGGCCCGCCGCCAGCCGGGCCCCGCCGAGCACCCGUCGCACCGGGCCGUGUGGCUGGUCCUGGGCAGCCUGUCGGACCUGCAGGCCCAGGUGCUGGGCUUCGACGGGAAGCGGGCCGACAAGAGCUACAUGAUGCUGGAGGAGCUGCUGACCAAGCAGCUGCUGACCCUGGACGCCGUGGACCCGCAGGGCGACGAGUCCACCAAGGUGGCGCGCAAGCAGGCGGUCAAGUUCGCCCAGAACAUUCUCAACUACCUGGACAUGAAGACGGACGAGUGGGAGUACUGAACGAAAUUAAAAAACCCUGUUGACGUCGCUGCAGCAAGAAGAGGUGCUGAUGAUGUGUGUAAAUAUGGAAACCUUUCCUUCUCUGGGCUGUAAAUAGAAACUCCAACCCCAGAAUGCACUGCAGCAGCGCUUCUCUUCGCCUUUUUGUGGAAGUCAUGGCCGACCCUGCUGAGAAACACGGAAACACCGUCGUGAGACACUGGAAACGUCUGUUUUUGUGCUUUUAGAGGUUUCUUCUCGUACCUCCUGUGUGUGUGUGUGUGUGUGUGUGUGUGUGUGUGUGUGUGUGCGUGCGUGUGCGUAUGUAUGUGUGUGUGACUUGUUGCUUUGUGCUGCUGAAGCACAAAAUCAUUCCUAAUCGUCCGCAUCCUCCAAACUGCACCUGAUAUUGAUCAUGUCCUGAUCACUUUUGGCUCUCGAUACCAAUCCAGUUGUAGAUUUCGAUAUCGGUUGAAUUUUGAACUUUCAAUUUCCAAAAAAAGUUUUUAUUUUGAAAAUCUACAUUGCAUUUCCUUUAGUCGCACUGAGUUUUAUUUGAAAGUAGGCUGAUGGAGGCAGGAUGGCCACAGUCGGACUGCUGACACGUCACUGGAUUGCUCAUGCUGCUCAUGCUGUACUGACAUUUGUCUGAAUCCAGCAAGGUUGGAACGAGGCUCAGUUCACGGCAGCUGAUGUAGAAAAAGAUGAUUGGCUGGAUUUGCCGAUAACUGAUCAAAAUCAUAAUUUCGACCCUAAUCCGAUUAUCCUCCGACCCGAUCGAGACAUCCCUAAAUUAGACAGCGCUGCAGGACAGCUCCGCUCGUCGGUUGAUUAAUCAGUGUGUCGGUCGUUUGUGUGGAUCAGUCCAACGGGCCUCCAUCUUGUAAUCCCCGUCUUUGGUGGAUCUUCAUUGGGUUUACAAUCCUUCAUCGUCAGAUGAGUGGAGGGUUGAUCUCCUGCUGGCUGGUUGCCGGGGGAACCGGAGAAGACCAGACUGUGGAGGGUCCGGUCUGACGGUCACUCUGGAGUCUCCUCAGCUGGAGUCAGAGCCGACACGAGGCCGGGCAGGAUGCUGGAGGACGAGGAUGACACCCGACCCCCCCCCCGUCGCUGUUAGUGUGUGACAGGUUUCAGGUGUGUGUUGUGACUCUGUGUGUGUGAACGUGCUGGUCUAUAAAUGGAUCCGGUCUGACUUCAGAGAGAGAAGAGGAGGCGUUUUUUUUUUUUUCUUUCUUUUCUUUAAAAUUUGCUGCUGCCUCAAUUUUUGUUUUGCUCCUCGUGAUGGGGUCUGUGUGAGGUCCCCGGAGAGAGGAGAGGAAGAGGAGGAGGAGGAGGAGGAGACAUCCUCAGGACUGACACAUCCAGGCUGAAGCUGACGGUGAUGGCGGCCGACGCAGCCUUCGAGACACUCGUGCUGGGAGGAGGGAAGGGACCGUAGACACGUCCAAAUCUCUGUGCCUUUGUUUUCAAGCCGUCUCCCUCUGAGCCGCCGCGUGCGGAGGCAUCCUCGCCGUGCGGCGGCCGUACAAAGACGAGAACGCUUCCCUUUCAUUUCUCUUGAUUUCUACGUAUCGAUGCACAAGAAUGAGGAGGCACUGAAUGUGUUUGUGGAGAGCACCUUGGCUAUUAUUAUCGCUGCAACUGAUUUGCACUACUUGUCAGAUUGUGUCAGUGUUCCCCCCCGCCCCUCGCCCCCCCGCCUCGAUAACGUUGUGGUCAGUCAUUUGCAGAGCCACAGAUCAACAGCGUGACUCAUGUUUCUACGCUGCAAACAGCCUCCGUGACGGAGCCGAACACUACAACUGAAUUAAAAAAAAAAAAAAAAAGAUGGAAAGAGCCUUCUGCUGAACCUAAACACAGAAACUGAACAGAAAACAUCCAGUGACACAAAAACAGCUUUAAAACAUCACAAGGUCCAAACGUGUUCCUCUAAAUUAAGAUGGUGUUUUGUUUUUUUGAAUUUACAUGCAUGUCUUUCUUGGUUUUCUCCCCAAAACACAUUAGAAUUAAUGAUCCAAGUCCCUCCUCUGACCUGUAAAAGCAAUAAUCUGGUCAUGAGGAAGCCAGACGGAGGUGUGUGUUUGUGUGUGUGUGUGUCCCUUUAGCCCCAGCUGCUCGUUCCUGUUCAGUGAUGCUCCAAUUUAACCAAAGAUCAAGAGCUUUUCCUCUGAACCUGCGGUGAAUCUAAAGCCUGACAACGAAAACGGAAAGAGAAACAGUGAGGCUUGUUGAAAAUGGGGCUCCAUCCCGACUGCACUGUUGGCCCAAAGUGUUGGACUAGUGUGCGAAUGAGCGGCGUCCAGAGUAGGUGAACAACCAAACUCACCGCUGGUGUUUAUGGAGUACUGAGUGUGGCUACGUGGUGUUUUUAAUUCGGAAUUGGUUUAUUCUGAAUGAAUAAUUCAGAUUUAUAUUCAUAUCUUGUGUUUAGAUGGGGAAAAUGAAGGCUCAGCUCCUCUCUCACGCCGGGGGUCUGAUCAGACACGAGAGGAAAACCUGAUGAAUCUCAAAAAAAUCCCCAUCACUCGCAUUCAAAAUCAAAUCAUUUUAGUUUAAAAAAAAAAAACUCACAUUCAGGCGUAAACUAGUGGAUGUGCUGAUCAGCCGUCCACCUCCGACUCAGAGGCUGCUCCACCUGCUCCACCUGCUCCACCUCCCAGGGAGGAGUCGGGGCGUCGGGGUCCUGUGGAAAGAGGGAAAGCAUUCAUGCUCGGCUGCUUCCUCCACCAUGCCGAAUGGUUCACUCCACAACAAGUUAUUACAAGUGAUUAAAUCCUCAAAGCCCCGCAGAUCUUCUCUGGCUCAUCCAGAAUGUUUCUUUUUUUCUUUUUUUUUGUUAAGAUGUUCUUGUAAACUCCCACGCACUUUUUUUUUUUUUUUUUUCUCCUUCUUUCUAAAAACAAUCUGCUGAAAGCUGCAGCUGGAAGCGUUUCCUGGCCGUGGUUCGUUCUGUGAGGAAGACGAGUCGCAGCAGGGGAACGAAGAUUAACCCCACUGUACCGAUUCAUCUGCUCGCCCCGUUUACCCCAAAACAGGCGGAAACGGAAAACCUCUGUUGCGCUUUGGGGGCCCGUUUCCAUGGCAACGGCGUUUUAGAGCCACUGAAAAACGACUUCCAGGGUGGAACUUUCCCCAGAAUCCUCCGAGUCCGUCCCCAUGGAAACGAGGGAAAACGCAGCUUGGUGUUUCCACAUGCCGAACCGACCUCCUGACCUCCAAUGUCUGGUUUGCAGUAAAACACUAACGUCCACCAAGCAGCAGAGGUUCAGAGCUCUGGAGAGGAAAGCUGCUCAGAUCUCUUCGUCUGGUCGAAGUUAAGCUCCUCCAGCUUCUGCAGAUCUUAAACAGACCAAGAGUUUAGUUGAAAUGAAGGAUCUCGUCAGAGCAGCAGUUGGUUUGAACAAAUGAAGAAACUGAAAAAUGUAUGGAAUCAGGGUUUGUUUUUUUUUUGUGGUUCUGAAAAAAGCAUUUCGCUGAGUCUGAGAAAGUUGAUGAGGAAUAUGUUUAGAUUUUGUUCUCUCAUAUUUGGGUCAUUCAAAAGAAAAAAAAACAGCUAUUUACAUUUUUGCAUUUUUCAAAUGCAAAUGAAAAUUUCAAGAUUUUAAGAAUUGAUUCAUUGAGAAUCAUGAAGUCACCACGGAGUCAAAUUAUGUUUCACUGGAAAAUGUUUCAGUUUGAGAAUCAGUAAAGUGAAUUUUAAUAUUUAACUUCAAAUAUUUUCUCAAAACUACAAUACAUAAUUCCUGAAGUUAAGGUAAUGUUUUCUCAAAAUUGGAAAAGUCGUAAUGAUAAUUCUGAUUAUUAAACUUUUGUUAAUUUUGAUGUUCCCCUCUGAAGUGAGGCCGAUGUCAAACAGGAGGACAGGCUGCAAAGAACAUGAAUCAAUGACUUCACUGGGAAAAAGACAGACUGAGGAUGGUUGGAUGAAUGGAAAGUUAAUUAAAAUUAAAACGUCUAAAUCACAUCCACAGUUCUGUGGAGCUCUACAAACUGUGUUAACGUUCCAUCCCAGUCAGUCAGAAAGCUAAAACCUUCGUAGGAUUAAUACAUAUUAAACAUUCACGCUGUUCCCGAUUCGCUGACAGUUUAAUAAACCUGUAAAACCUAAAAAAAAAAAAAAAAGUAGGAUUUGAUCAAUAGUUUGAAAAGUGAUUUGGUGUUUGUACCAAAAUAUGCAGUUUUUUAAUUCCCUGUGUCAGAAUUAGCUCUAAAAUGUAAAGUUUGAACGAGUGAGAGAAACACACACUUUGAGAUUUGACCCAAACCUUUAACUGAAGCUAAAAAACUCUCACUGUGUUUCUGUGAAAGCUGCCGAGCUCCUUCCCUCAGUCUGAAUGUAGUCAUCGGAGGAAUGUUUCAAAGGACCAAAGCUCCACUUACUGUGGAAGGACAGAAGAAAGAAGCAUGCUUUAUUGCUUUUAUUGACUGGAGGGAUUUUUUAUGGCGUUAACUCCAUCUGGUCUGGAUGCUUCAGCAGCCAGUCGCACCUCCAGGAGUUCAAGUGUGUUCCUGUUCAUCUCAUAUUUGGAAUCUGGACUUGAGGAUCAAUGUUUAAAAAAGCUCCGCUUCUUUUAGAAUUCAGGGUUUUUGCUUGUUUUUUUUUUCCUUUACCAAGUUGAAGAGUUAAAGUUUGAAGUUCUCAAAGCACCGCCUCCUUUUUAGAUUCAAAGACUGAAAAUUAUACAAGAUUAUUUUUAAUUACAGUUUAACGCCCCACCCCUUUUCAGGUCAAACAUGUUAUAAGCUCCGCCCCUUUCAGGUCAAACAUUAUAUACGCAGUUAAUUCCAGUUCUAAAAGCUCCGCCUCCUUCUAGUCAGAAUUCUGUUUUUAUAUUAAAUGAGUUAGAACCCUAAACUCCCCGCCUUCUUUCAAAAUUGUUAUUAUUAUUUAUUUUUUAACAAAGUUGAGUUUCAAAAGACUUAAAGAGUUCCACAUUCCUUUUCAGGUCAGAAUUCUGUGUUUUUAGAAUUGAGUUUUUAAAAAUUUGUGCCCUUUUCAAACCUUUCAGAGUUUUCAAUAUGGCCAAAUCCAGUUACCGUGAAAAGUAUUUUAAUGUUUUUUAUGGUAUUUAGAAGCUUGUUUUAUCUACUUCAUGGAGUCGUUGAUAAAACUGUUAAAGUUCUGCCUGCAGAUAUCAAAUCUCCAUCAAUGCUGACUGAAGGUUUGUUCUUUCAAAGCUUAGUUGCACGUUUGAAUGUAAAUGUUUUUAGAUGCUCAAAAUGAAUCAUUUCUCUUAAUAUUUUAUCAAUUAUUUAAGUCAUCCUGUUUAUAUUUUAACUCACAAAAAGUAAAACUUCUUGUUUGUUAAAUACUGAAAUAUUUUAGUAUUCUGAUUUUUUUUAUGUUAUGAUCACAGAAAAAGACAAAAUAACUUAAAAUUCAUUCUUUUUCCCCUCAGCCUGCAGCAGUCACGUAAAUUAUAAUCCUGGUUUUGCAUCAUCACUCCAUAUAUUUUUUUAAUACAUUAACACUGAAUUUAAUUGUUAAAAGAAGUGAAUGAAGUGAUAUUUUUGUUUUAACCUACAUUUGUCAUUUCUAUCUGAAAGGAUUUAUGUUAGAAAAUCCUCCUGAACUCUGAAUUACUGAACUGACUUGAUGUGCUGCAUUAUGUUUUUUCACACUGUUCAGAUGAAAUUAUUCCCUUUGUUAAUGUUUGCAAUGAGGAGAGCUGAUCGUUUUCCUUCAUAUCUUCCGUUUUCAGUGUGACUCUGUGGAAUCGGUGCCACCGGCUGCUGAAUCUUUACAAAAAUAACAUGAAAAUGAUGGUAUAGAUUCACCAAAACUGCAGAGAGCGUCACUGCUGAGCUUCUCCGUGGGCGUUUCUGUUCCAAAGCACUUUGUUUGGUUUCGCUGUUUGGCCCUGCUCUGCCUUUCUUCCUGGAAAUCGUUGGGAAAGUGUCCCGAGGUGGAAACGCUGGUGCAGUCGGUUCAUUUUUCCAGACGGACGUUCUCUUAAGUCGCCUUUUAACUGCAUUGAUUGUGACGGGCUUUUUGAUGUUUCUCCUCCGAGACACUGCUUGUACAAAACAAAAAAAAAAAAAAAGCACACAGACUGGUAAAAAAAAAAAA
Molecule: messenger RNA, 7743 nt
Organism: Salarias fasciatus (jewelled blenny)
Lineage: Eukaryota; Metazoa; Chordata; Actinopteri; Blenniiformes; Blenniidae
Gene: bag5
Product: BCL2 associated athanogene 5
Biological process (GO): protein stabilization; regulation of inclusion body assembly; negative regulation of protein ubiquitination
Cellular component (GO): cytosol; nucleus; membrane
Molecular function (GO): adenyl-nucleotide exchange factor activity; protein-folding chaperone binding
Source: RefSeq, a predicted model, not a curated record